Monoraphidium neglectum is the source of this 2028-nucleotide messenger RNA. RefSeq lists its product as hypothetical. The record is from RefSeq and is a predicted model, not a curated record. Gene Ontology annotation, cellular component: fungal-type vacuole; fungal-type cell wall. Gene Ontology annotation, biological process: fungal-type cell wall organization. The coding region runs from base 1 to 2028 and encodes 675 amino acids. Gene Ontology annotation, molecular function: structural constituent of cell wall. The transcript has 13 exons. Lineage: Eukaryota; Viridiplantae; Chlorophyta; Chlorophyceae; Sphaeropleales; Selenastraceae.
AUGUACAUCGAACACAAGAUUCUUGUCUUCACGACUCCAGGCUUCACGGAGAUCGAUUUUCUCGAGGCGAUUUUCAAGGGCUAUGGCACCCCUUACGACAUCGCGCGCUGGGAUGUCGACAACGUCAGCCCCCCAAAGCCAGACCUGACCACGCUGCUGUGGAAUGCCGACGGCUCUGCCAGAUACUCCUCCUAUAUCAUGUUCCCCCACCUGGAAGAGGCAAGCCUCAUGACCAAGGCGGAGAUUGACACCCUGUGGGACUUUGCGCGCCGCACCGGCGCACGCAGCCUGCACGUGAACAUCUGGCUGGGCACCAUCGGCUAUGGCUCCUACGGGACCUGCACCGCUGAUCAGGGCUCAGCGAUGUCCUUUGCAGCCGCAGCGCCCGCGGGUGUCUCGGGCAUCAACUUCGCAAGUGCCAAACUUAAUUAUGCAGGCAUCUACAGGUGUCCCGCUACCGGCCCGCCUUCCGGCCAGUGCGCACUGUACAACGUUCCCGCCAUUGACGGCACCGCGGGCAACUCAGGCAGCAUUGUGACCAACUGUUCGGUCCGGCCAAUCGUCACUCAAGACGCUGACGGCGCCGUGGUGGCUGCGCUGGCCAGUUAUGAUGACGGGCGCGAGACGAUGUCGUUUAUGCAUGGCUGUGCCGCCUGGAGCUCAACCUGCCUGCUACUGGGCCACAUGGCGCUGGCGUGGCUGACUCAGAACAUCAUCCCAGGAGAGAGGGCCGCCCUGCUGACUGUGCAGACUGAUGACAUGUUCUUGUCCACGUACCAGGACGACACCAACACGUACUUCCGCAUUGGCCCAUCAGAUCUGAAUGCCCACAUUGCCUGGCAGGGCAGCCUGCGGCUGCCUGCUGGCUCCUCCAUCAAGGUCGAGUUCCCUUUCAAUGGCAAUGGCAUCCUCGAGUUUGCAGGCACACCUCUGGUAGUGGAUUCAGGGUCCUGCAGCGGCAGCGAUGAUUACGUCGCCCUCAACUGCUACUGCUGGCUGCUGGGGUAUGCGGCCUGCCCCGCGUCGCAGCCUGAGUACUGCAGAAACUGCACGAAAGACUGGGCCAAGCCGGCUGGCUUUGGUGCCAACAACGUCCCCAAGCCGCUGCCCAGCUCCUCCAACCCCAACAGUUGGGGGCUGGCAAUCAGCCAGGAUCCUUUGGCGGCUGCUGUGCUGGGGGACACAAACGGAGCUGCUUCCAGCUUUUUCUUCAGCCACCACACUGACAAGCUGGGCCUCACGUCCAGGACAGUGUUCAGCUCUCAGUGCAUGGUCACGCCCGGCAUCAGCGGCCUGACCAAUGGAGACGCGCUGCAGGGGCUGUGGCAGAAUGGGCUUCAGUGCGCUGUGGGGGACAACACGUGGGCGUACCUCAAGAACGCAAAUAAUGUGCAUCAAAUGCUCUACACGACACAGGCCAAGAAUGGCUUUGACAACUUUGCCAUCCUGCCUCGCUGGGCUGCUGAAAUCUACUUCAACUGCAGCACGGUGGCCCAGAACACGGCGUUGUACCACGGCAUCUACCCCUCCAUCACUGAUUACUCGAUCGACGCUAUCCUCGCCCGAGAGUCUACCCGCGUGCUGUCAAACCUGCUGGCCCUCCGCAAGGAUCCGCACAUGAUGCAUCAGGCCAACCUGAGGGUGGAGUCUGACGGGAAGAGCCUGGUGAUGCGCUGGAUUGAGGCGGUCCUGCAGAAGCUCACCGCUUGCGUCACCUGGCCCGUCCGUUCCCUCAAGCUGGACGACCUCCAGCAGCAGUUCAAGCUCAGGGAGCAGCGCGACAACUGCAACCUCUCAUACAGGCUGGCGGUAUCAACGGCCACCAACAAGGUCACCGCAAUCACAGUCACCAGCCUGCCAGGCGCGACGUCAGGGUGCAGCGCACCCCUGACGGUGGCCGCGGGGGCUACUGUUACAGGCGGCGUCGCCGAUACAACGGACGCCGUCGCGCCGGUGUACCGUGUCGCGCUCACUGUGGGAGGGGCUGCCACGAUUGGGACCAGCCUGGAUUGGAAGCCAAUUCAGUGA